AGUAUUAGCUUGCUGGACCUGUCUUUCCAGUUGAUCGCGUCACGAUAAGUAGUACCUAUAGUCUGUUGCUCGCUGUUUGGGAACAUCCUGGGUACCGCACCCACAGGGAUGAGGCUUGUGUACGGCCUGGUGGCGACGCUGCUCUGCUGCGGUGCCGUUUUACCGGAGUCUAUCUACCCGAAGCAGAGAGUUAAAUGUAGCUGUACGGCCGAGCACGGAUCCUUCCACGACCACCACGCGGUGCUUCUGGACGGGUCCCGCAACGUCAGCCUGGCCGAGUACCGGGGGACGACCCUGCUGGUGGUGACCGUCGCCACCUUCUGAGGGUUCACCCACCAGUACCCCGCCAUGAACGCACUCAGGGACAAGAUGGUCGACCAGCUGGGCUUCGAUUUCGACAUCUUGGCUUUUCCAACCAACCAGUUCGGCCUACAGGAGCCCGGCAGAAACGACGAGAUUCUCAACACACUCAAGUAUGUGAGGCCGGGCCGUGGCUACGUGCCAACCUUUCCCCUGUUCCAAAAGGGAGACUGCAACGGAGAGAAUGAACAGUCACUCUUCACUUAUCUGAAGAGCUGUUGUCCCCCCGCCAGCGACAUGAUAAUAAACGACCUCUCCAGUCUGUACUGGAAGCCGCUGCGGGCAGGCGACGUCCGCUGGAACUUCGAGAAGUUUCUGGUGGAUCCGGAGGGGAGGGCCGUCAUGAGGUUUACCGCUCCAGUAGAGCCUGCCGAGAUGGAACCUGUUAUCGAGGAGUUCAUCCGUACGUGGACGGCCAAAAAGCAGAGGGAAAUUUAUAGCGACCUUCUCUCAGAGCUAAACAUUAACUAUUAAAAUUCACGAGAUGGACUAAAAUCUAUCAAACCAAACAACAAAAUAACCGACUGAGCAACCAACCAACCAACCUUCCGUCCACUCACACCACUAUGGUAGAACAAAUGUGGAUUGGUUAAGCAGUAAGGCAUUUGUUCUUACGAUAUCGACAAAUUCUAAUAUAUUAUCACAAUAUGUGUACUAUUAUCAUGGAACAUAUACACGUAUUUUGCAGUGGCAAUACCAAUAAUGUGUUUCGUGACUUAUGGACAAUCCCCUUUGAAGUCAUAACUAGUGCUAGCCGGUGUAAACUGCCAUCAUUAUUUAUUUGCAAUAUACGUGUACGUGUAUCCAUAAAAAAGCUAUCGACCAAAGAUACUGUAGAACUGAACGAAGCAGUUUGUUAUUGUAUGAAUCGGACGAUUUUAUGACGCGGGAGCCACAAAGCACCGUUCUGUGUCGGGUUCCUGCUGACAGGGAUGGACCCUUCCUCGGCCUUCGUGCGUUCAGCCGAGGGGGGCGACAUCCGGCGUCGUUUGGGUUCAAACAAUAAAUCUGUCAUGACAAACAG
Messenger RNA from Branchiostoma belcheri (Belcher's lancelet), 1384 nucleotides. RefSeq names its product glutathione peroxidase 6-like. Gene Ontology annotation, biological process: response to oxidative stress. Gene Ontology annotation, molecular function: glutathione peroxidase activity. The record is from RefSeq and is a predicted model, not a curated record. The transcript has 4 exons. Lineage: Eukaryota; Metazoa; Chordata; Leptocardii; Amphioxiformes; Branchiostomatidae.